UCCUGCUCCUGCCUUGCUCAGUCGCUGCUAAUAAUUGCCUAGCUGGCCAGAGGUUUCCUCCUCUCCUGGUUUGGGAAGAAGCGUCCAGUUCGACUGAGACCUCCCCAAGACGGCCUUACAGAUGUCGUCGCGCAGUGAAGGCGAUCUCAUGCACACGUUCAAUGGCAUCACUUUCACCAUCAGGACUUCGCCCGAGCUCUUAAAAUCUCUGGGCUCGUUUGACGCGAGAGAAGAUGACAUCCUUUUGGUUUCGUACCCAAAGUCCGGCACUCACUGGCUUGCUGAGAUCCUCAUGCACCUCUAUGCACCCAGAGUGUCUUUAACAUCCCCGAUUGAAUUUGGAGAUCUUUCCAAACUGGACCAACUGGACCGUCUUUCAGGCAAGAGAAUCAUUCCAACCCAUCUGGAUGGCAACAUGCUGCCGCCCACUUUUACACUCAAGCAAUGUAAGGCUAUCUACAUUAUCAGAAACCCCAAAGACAUUGCAGUUUCCAUGUAUCAUUAUUACAGAGACAACCCAAACCUUCCCACCAUCGAUUCCUGGCCUGUUUUCCUGGAUAUGUUCUUAAGAGGAGACGUUGUCUGCGGAUCCUGGUUUGAUCACGUCUUAAGCUGGGAGAAACACACUGAUGACAAAAACACUCUGUUCUUGUUCUACGAAGAUAUGAAACAGGACCUCCCAAAGGUUGUGAAGAAAGUCAGUGCUUUCCUGGCGCUCAACACCAGCGAGAGCAGGAUCCACGAGAUUUGCAAGAAGUCCUCGUUCAGCGAGAUGAAAACCAACACAGAGAAGGAGAACGAUCCGAACCACACGGUCUGCGCGCUCACGUCCAACCGGAAGCUGGUGUUCCGAAAAGGUGCCGUCGGCGACUGGAAAAACCAUUUCACUCCCAAACAGAACCGGAUGUUCGAAGAGACAUUUAACAAAAAAAUGAAAUUUAGCGAAGUGGCAAAACAUCUUGUCUACGAGUUCUGAUUGUGACGGCAAGCAGCCACCAGCUGGCAACUGUAUGGAAACAUUUUUUUGGGGGGGGGGGUCCUGUAUAUAUUUUAAAAGGCUUGUAUUCUUCAGAUUUCGGGAGGAUAGAGGAAAACGGAAAGCGUAAAUGUGGGAACGGCGACAAAAUGUUGCAGCGUAAAGUGUAUCUGUCCAUAAUCUUAAGCCUCUCCACCCCAUUUCACUUACCCCCCAUUUUCUGUUUUCUCCUCCUCCCUCCAAAUAAGUCUGUCCCCACUUGAUCAUUGGAGUUCUUGUUCCUUCUGUUUUUACAACGCUGCAAAUGUUUGGCUUUGAUAUCACCUGCUAAUAUUGCCUUCUUAUGUAUUGGUAGUGGCAGUGUAGUGGUCAGAGUGCUGGACUCUGACCUGGGAGACCAGGGCUCAAAUCCCCACUGAGCCAUAAAAGAGACCUACUGCAAACGAGUCUGUCAAGCAUGGAACUGGCCACUUAAGAGGCUAAAAUGAAAGCCACAGCACAAGGAGAAAUUGUAGAUAGACAUGUUUUGCUAAUGAUAAGAUUGGAAAACGUUUAUUGAAUAUAUGGGGGGGAAAUUGUGUACACUUGAAAACAUUGGCAGCAUUAAGAUAAAUUCAACAGUGUAAACGAAACAAACAAAAAACAAAAAAUUCCUUCCAGUAGCACCUUGGAGACCAACUAAGUUUGUCAUUGGUAUGAGCUUUCGUGUACAUGCACACUUCUUCACACAUGAAA
This is a messenger RNA of Zootoca vivipara (common lizard), 1711 nucleotides long. RefSeq names its product sulfotransferase 6B1-like. Gene Ontology annotation, molecular function: sulfotransferase activity. NCBI's taxonomy places the organism in Eukaryota, Metazoa, Chordata, Lepidosauria, Squamata, Lacertidae. The record is from RefSeq and is a predicted model, not a curated record.